Messenger RNA from Lycium barbarum (goji berry), 1062 nucleotides. RefSeq lists its product as uncharacterized. The record is from RefSeq and is a predicted model, not a curated record. Gene Ontology annotation, biological process: translation. The transcript has 3 exons. Gene Ontology annotation, cellular component: ribosome. Bases 164 to 550 code for a protein of 128 amino acids. Lineage: Eukaryota; Viridiplantae; Streptophyta; Magnoliopsida; Solanales; Solanaceae. Gene Ontology annotation, molecular function: structural constituent of ribosome; 5S rRNA binding.
GAGCCCAUAGUGAGGACUCAUCGUAGCUGCCAAUUCCCUUUUUUCUGCAACCCUGACCAAAACAAUUGCUCUAAGUCCAAAAUUACAUCAGCUACUAUUCUUAAUUCUCAAAAACUCCUUCUUGAGCUUGGAAUCAAUUCUGAACUGAUCGGAUUUUUGAAAUAUGACAUUGAUGAAAAGGUACAUGUUGAGAUUAUUCAUAUCACUGAAGUACAUCACAGCAAAUGUGGUAGACAGAAACAACGGACGAAUAGUUGCCACGUCAUCGACGGUCGAACAUUCAAUGAAACAAUCAUUGGAGUGCGGUAGAACUUGCAACGCCAAGGCUGCAGCGAUCGUAGGAGAAGUGUUGGCAAUGCGUCUCAAAGUCGAAGGUCUUGAUCAGGGACAAGGAAACGGGAUCCAUGUCAACGUAAAUAAGGAGGUCGAGAAGAAAGGUUUCAAGAAUCGCACAAAAGUUUGGGCUAUAGUCAAUGGACUUAAGAACAAUGGAGUGAAACUUAUUUUGGAUGACAAUGAAAAUGAUAGUUCUCAUCCUAGCUUCCGCUAGAAUAGUGCGUCGAUCCUCCUCUCGCACACCCACAAGAGCUGAAGAAGACGGAGUGAUAGUCUAGCCUGGUUGCAGAAGCUAGUGACUCUGGGUAACGUGAUGGGAAAGAAUGAGAUUAACAGGUGUUCAAAAUGGUUAGCUUCAAACAGAUUUGAGGCUAAACUUGCAUCAUAUUAUGCUGGCUUAAGUUGGGAAAAGAUUGCAUAUUAUGCAGGGCUUAUGUUGGGAAAAGAUUGCAUAUUAUGCAGGGCUUAUGUUGGGAACAUAUGGACUUGAAGUCAGGAUAGCUCAUCUUUCUCUUUUUCAUUGUACUAUUUAGAUCAGUUUGUUCACAGCCUCUAUCUGAAGUUCUAGCUUAACAGAACUAAACCAAAUUGUUGUAUCCAGUUUUAUAUUGUAAAUGAUUAUUGCAAUCAAUACGAUUGAUGAAUUCCUGCAUAGAUUUGGUGUAAUAGAUCAAGUGUUUAUACAUGAUUCUGGUUAAUGUGAGGCUGUCAAGAAUUUGAAAAUGA